GAGUUACCAUGAGUUGACCAAGAUCUCAUCAUUUCCUUUGUCACCUCUGCAGCCUUAGUUUCUCUUUCAACCCUAAUUAUUUGUGAGAGACAUUUGACAGUUUUCAGAGUUGCAUUUGGUCAGACUGAACGACCUGGCAGCUAUUGUCAAGUCAUGAAUGUCAUGGUUGGAUUGUUGCUGACCCGUACUCAGAUUCACGCAUGAAUCUGCAGCAGGAGAAACUCACUGUGAUGGAAGACAGGAUGGAGCUCGGUGUUUUGUAGCUGUGGGAGAAGCAGUGAUCAUCCAGCUGCUCAACAACGUGUCAGAAAUACCUAAAUAUGAAUGGAAAAAUGAAAGAGCCGUAAUUCUCAGAGGCAAAGGGUACAAUUUCUCUCAAAAUACCCUUCAGAACAGAUUUCUUUUUAUUCCCACCAAUGGUACAGUCGCAUUCAAGAACCUCAGGAGAACUGACAGUGGUGAAUAUACUUUGAAUAUCUUUGAUUCAAAUGGACGAAAUAUAGAAAGCCGAGCUCUUCAGGUGAUUGUUCAAGCUCCUGUGUCUUCUGUCCAUCUGAUCACCGAGUGUUUGUCCCGGUUAGAGAUGAAGGUGUCCUGUCUCUCUGAGGGAGGGGACAGUCCUCAGUACAUUUGGACUCUGAAUGGAGACAAACUGACAGACUCUGAACUUCUAUCAGCAAAUAAUGAGAAUAACAUUAUUAUUCUGCGACACAGUGUCUCAGGAAGUCUGGCCUGCUCCGUCAGGAAUCACAUCAGCAUUGGCUCCACAGAGCAGAUCAUCUCUGCAUGUAAAGAGUUUACAGCGGGAGAAACUCGCUGUGACGCCAGAGAGGACAGAGUUCAGUGUUUUGGAGCUUUGGGAGGAACUGUGAUCAUCCGCCUGAUGAACAACGCCUCAGAAAUACCUAAACAUGAAUGGAAAAAUAAGACAUCCAUAAUCCUCAGAGGCAAAGGACAUACAUUCUUUCAAAAUGUCCUUCCGAACAGAUUAUUCUUUCUUUCCAGCAAUGAUACGAUUAGCCUCACGAACCUCAGCAGGUCUGACAGUGGUGAAUAUAAUCUGGAAAUAUGUGAUUCUGAAGGACAGAAAACAGUGCAGACUCUUCAACUGCUAGUUCAAGCUCCUGUGUCAUCUGUCCGGCUCGUCUCUGAGUGUUUGUCGCAGUUAGAGAUGAAAGUGUCCUGUCUCUGUCAGAGAGGGGACAGUCCUCAGUACAGCUGGACUAUGGAUGGACACACACUGACCAGCUCUGAACUCCUCUAUGUGCAUAAUGAGACGAACAUUAUAAUUCUGAGAAAAAACAUCUCAGGACGUCUGGUCUGCUCAGUCAGGAAUCAAGUCAGCUACGCCUCUGAGGAAAAAACUCUAUUUGUUUGCAAAGAUGUCUCCUUGCUCGUACACAGUUUGCUGUUUGGUGUAACAAUUCUUUCCUGUGGCGGGAUCUGGCUCUAUUUCAAACUGAAGGAGAGCAAAUACAAGGACUUUGUCACUUACAUCAGAAAAGAGAAUCCAGAUGACUUUAAUGUAAUUCAACAGGCUGAUUUAAUUAAGCAUAAACACAAAUAAAUGUUUUUGUUCUCGUGAGUACAUAAAAAACACUUGAGUUGAAUUUUUAAAAAAUAUAUGUAGAUAUUGUUUAACUGUUUUUAGUAUUGAUCAAAAACAUUUAAAAAGUUUUCCUCAAUGAGAAAAAAAUACUGACACUGCUCAGAACUAUAAGCAGAAAAUAAGUCUCACAUUUUAUAAAACACAAAAUACAUAUGAAUCUAUUUUAGACACGUUUAAGUCAGUCUGUUACUUCUAGGACUUUUCUAAGGACUGACCUUUCAACAAAAAUAGAAUCAUAGUGAAGAUGAAAAUGAGAGUCCUUUAAAAGAAGCAAAUAGAGGAAGAGAGCUCUCGACAGCAAUCAGUUCAAAUUCAACCAAGCAAAGCUUCAUGUUGUGCUCUUUCUUCGUCUCCUUGUUUACCUACCAUCCAUUCAUGCACCCAUCCAUCCAUCCAUCCAUCCACCCUUCCAUCCAUCCAUCCAUCCAUCCAUCCAUCCAUCCAUCCAUCCAUCCAUGGUCUUUACCCACAUAUAAUUGAGUUGCUGGAGGGCUGAGCGUAAGGCUGACUACGUCCUGGACAGAUUGCCAGAGAGACACACAUGAAGGACAAUUCAGAGUCAUUAAUAAAUCCAGCAGAAGUGUUUGAACUGUAGGAUGUGUGGGGAGGCUGGAGUACCCAGAGAAAACCCACACAUGCAACAGGACAACAUGCAAACUGCCUGCAGAGAGACUCCAGACUGGCUUUGAAUCUUCUUGCUGCAAGGUGACAGUGAUGCCAGCUCCGCCAUUGUGCAGCCUGCUAAUCAUACAGCAAUGAGACUGACUUGAGCAUGUUGGCAGAAAAAACAUAUUUCCAUCAGUUUGCUACAAUAGCAUGAUCAGUGUAUUUUUAGACUUCCUCUGUUGUCUUCACUUCUUAGAAAGAAAGACAUUGAGUGUUAAAAGAAAGUCUGCUUUUGUGUGAAAUUGAUUAAAAUAAUUUAGAUGAUGUUUACAGGUGAUGACAAAAUAUUGUUUUAUAUGCAGCUAAAAUGAACCUUUAUGGGUUCGUUUGAAAUUGUAAGAAGUUGCAAUUUGUAAAUGAUCCUGCAUUCGCUUACAACACAAAUUUUGCAUAAGGUCUGGGGUAACUGGGCUUUUCGCUGUUCAAACUAUGUUAAGUGUUUAAGAUGAUGUGCCUGUAAGCAAUCAUAAAAAAAUGUGAAAAGCUUGUUUUAGUUUUGCAUUACACUGUGAAAUGUUGUCUUGGGGGGCAGCAGAAUUGACUAAGCUGUCACCACUUCCUGUUUCGCCUCUGCACAACUUCCUUUGCUCAGGCCGAUCAGUGACAGGAUGCAUUUUAAGCUAUUGAGCCGCACAAUGGUUUCUGGUAGAUGGUUUAAAUUAAUAGAAGCUGUGGUUGGGAUACUGGUGGUGCUACUGGGAGCCUCCUGGGGUGCAGAAACUUACUGUGAUUUCAGAAAAGAUGGAGCUCAGUGUUUUGGAUCUUUGGGGGGAACAGUCCUCUUCCAGCUGAUGAAUAACAUUUCAGAAAUACCUAAAUAUGAAAUGAAACAUAACACAUCAAAAAUCUUGAAGGGCAAAUUCAAUCAUUCUAUAGUAAUUGGUCUUCAGAACAGAUAUAAUUUCAUUCCCAGUAAUAGUACAUUAAGCAUAACAAGCCUCAGCAGAAAUGACAGUGGUACUUAUACUGUGGAAACCUUUGACUCAGAUGGAAAGCUAUUAGAAAAGAAAACUCUUCAGUUGGUUGUUGGAGCUCCUUUGUCCCCAGUCCACUUGGAGCAUGAGUGUUUGUCCCAGGGACAGAUAAAUGUGUCUUGUCUCUCCGAGGAAGGGGACAGUCCUCUUCAGUACAGCUGGACUCUGAAUGGACACUCACUGACAGACUCUGAGCUUUUCUCUGGAAAUAAUGGUACUAAUAUCAUCGUUCUGAGACAGAAUAUCUCAGGACGUCUGGUCUGCUCAGUCAGGAACCAAGUCAGUUUCAUCUUCAGGGAAAUACAAAUAUCUACAUGUCGCUUUGUAAACUGUUCUGUGAAUGGGACACAAAUAUCUUCCUGGGUGUUUCAAGAAAAUAACAGCCUAUGUGUUGAACCAACAAGAGUCCCUUCACCAGAUGCUCCUGAUAUUAAUGUGAUUAUGGGAAGAAGAAAAAAAAUAACAGAGUGGAGGAAAAUAAUGGAGAACUGGCCAAUGAUAACGGGAGGACAAGAAGGCGAGAAGAGCAAUCUAUGGAUGUCCAAGCAGAGUAUGGCCAAGUGAGGAAGAAACCUCGGCAUUCUGAUGUUUUGUUAUCAGAUAACAAUGAUGUGUAUGCAAACGUCCAUAAGAAAACCUCAGCUAGAUAAAUUCAUGUUGUCUGCAUUAUGCUGAAAUCAAGAAAGAAGAGACAACUUCAUAACCAAAUGGCUUUGUUUUUCCUUAUUUGACACAAAGUUAUACCUCCGUGUCAAAUAAUUCAGUCUUUAGGAUUUGUGACUUUAAACAGUCUUCAAUUUUUUAAACAAGCUAUGUGUCUGUGAACAGGUUUAAAUCUACGGCCUCAAAAAGUUGAUAAAUGUUCUUUUAUUGAUGUUCUUUUCUUGUUUGUAAUGACCGUACAUGUUGAUGAACUGUAAAGUUGAGUGUUUCAUCAGUUACAAGUUGUAGUCAACUUGUACAAUCCUGUUAUAUAGCUGUGAUCACAGUAGCUUAAUGUACUGAAAUGAGCACAAUGACAGUUUUUGUUCUCAUGCCAAAAACAGUAUCAUGUUUAUUAUUGAACUGGGUGCUACUUUUUACCCACUUAGCUGUUCUGUUAGCUAACCUCAACAUUGGCACAAAGCUGGUUAGAGAUGGUGACUCUGAACAUGAACAUAUUAUAAGAUGGUAAUGAACUGAAUUAAAAGGACCAAAAACAAUCAGAAGGUACAAAGAAAGAUGGACAAACUAUAAAGCAAGCAAAAAACAACAGCCCACGACAAGUGCCAGUUAUUAUCAACAUUUCAGCAAAUACAAGCAUUGAUGAAAUGAAUAUAUUUUGUCUAUGCAAAUGUAAUUGUUUUGAGCACUGCAGAUGUCAUUUUUUAAUCGCUGUGCAGCAGCUCCACUGCUUUUAAUCUCCUCUUUACUAAGUGGAAACAACAUUUUGUCCAGCAGGGGAGGCUGGACAAAUGCUUGUUUUCCACCAUCUAGACUCCAUAAUGUCUAAUAAAACAUGAUAUGAUAUGUUUAAGAUUUUUAAUAAGUCUUUAAAAACUAUGCAAGCAAUAGGACUACAAACAUUAGUACAGACACAAUACUUUAGAAAAACAUAAAACACACUCUUAAAUGAUGCUGACAUCAUUUUGUUCCUCUUCUUGCCAUUUUUUAACAUGUGAACUGAGCUACUCUUGGAACACUUCCUGUCAUUUUCUAUCUCUUUCCUUUUUUGUGCAAGGCAGUGAUCUUGUCAAAAAGGACCUUGACUUAACAUUAUUUCUAACCUGCAACGAAACAUCCCCAUCAAUAGUCCUGAUAUUUUAGGAGUUUGAUCUCAUCCGGAACAGGAACCAUUCCCAGCAUAGGUUACCAUGGUGACGGACCCAGCUAAAAGGUGAACCAGCUGUGCGAAAACAAACUUAACCUGAAGUAACUUUGAUAACAUUGACUAAUCCCACUUCCUUGUUCAUGUGUAUUAUUUUAUACUGCUAUCAUGUUCGAAAUAAAAAAUAAAAUAAAUAAUAGCUUCUACGUGCAUUUCUCUGUACAUUCUUUUAUAUGUUCAAAGCCACUAAAUACUGAUAUGCAGUAGAUAAAAUGUUGAAUAACUUCAUAUUAUUUUAUAUGCUAAGCUUGACUUUUUUUUUACAUUUAGUGCUGGGGUCAGCUACCUUUGCAGCACUAAGAGCAGUUUUGUUAGUAGUGUGGCGAGACACAACUAAGGUCUUGUUUCAUUUUCUAGUCUAAAAAGUUAAGCAGUCAUCACUUCCUUUUUCCACCAAUGUAGACAUAGUUUCUGUCUUUCCAUUUAUUAGUGAGUCAGACAGCUUAUAGUUUCUAGUGCUGCAUUUGUCUGACUAUCAUGAAAGGUGUUUUCGGACUACUGGUUAUGCUACUCAGGGUAUCACAAGCAGUGGAAACUUUCUGUGAUGGCAGACAGGAUGGAGCUCUGUGUUACGGCGCUUUGGGCUGGAAGUGUGGAACUCCAGCUGAUGGACGGCGCCUCAGAAAUACCCAGAUACAAGUGGAGGAAGAAAGUAUCAGCUACCAAAAUCUACCAAAUGAUUCUUACAGGUCAAAAGAACACGGUUAAAAAGAAUACUUUGAGUAGCAGAUCUGUUUUUUUCCCCAAUAAUGGAACUUUCAGGAUCAAUAACCUGAACAGCACUGACAGUGGUGAAUACACACUUGAGUUUUUUGAUUCAAAUGACCAUAAAAACCAAAGUCAGACUCUACAGUUGUUUAUAGAAGCGCCGGUGUCCUCUGUCCAGCUUGUCUCUGAGUGUUUGCCCCAAGGACUAAUAAGGGCUUUCUGUCUUCCUGAGGGAGGGGACAGUCCUCAGUACAGCUGGACUCUGGAUGGACAUGCACUAACAAACUCUGAGCUCCUCUCUCGAGAUAAUGACACAAACUCAAUUGUCUUGAGACGAAAUAUCUAUGGACGUCUGUCCUGCUCAGUCAGGAAUCAUAUCAGUCAUGUCUCCAGGGAUCAAAUUGUGUCUGUCUGUAAAGAAAUGAAAACUUACUGCGAUGGCAGACAGAAUGGAACUCAGUGUUAUAGACCUCUGGGGGCAACUGUGGUUCUCCAUCUGAUGGACAGCUUAUUAGAAAUACCUAAAUAUGAAUGGAGACGUCAAAGCUCAACAAUCUUUAAGGGCAGAACGAACACAAUUUUUCCACAUCCCCUCCAGAGCAGAUAUCUCUUAAUGCCGAGUAAUGGUACAGUUACUAUACAGAACCUUAUGAAGGCUGACAGUGGUAAAUAUACUCUGGAAACCUUUAACUCAGAUGGACAGAAAACAGGGCAGCAUACUCUUCAGCUGACUGUUCAAGCUCCUGUGUCCUCUGUCCAGCUGGUUACCGAGUGUCUGUCCAAGUUAGAGCUGAAAGUGUCCUGUCUCAUAGCGGAAGGGGACAGUCCUCAGUACAGCUGGACUCUGGAUGGAAACACUCUGACAGAUUCUGAGCUCAUUUCUGGAAACAAUGAGACGAACAUCAUCGUUCUGAGACAAAAUGUCUCAGGACGUCUCCUCUGCUCAGUUAGGAAUCACAUCAGUCAUGUCUCCAAAGGUGAAUUAAUUUCUCCGUGUAAAGACGCUUCUCAGCUCAUAUGUGGUUUGAUGUUUGCUGCAGCCAUUCUUUCAUGUGGUGGGAUUGGCCUCUAUUUCAAAUGGAAGGAGACAAAAUAUAAGAAAAUGCUCAUCACACCACAAAUAAAAGAGAAUCCAGAGGACUUUCAAAUUAUUGAACAAAGUAAUUUGGCUGAUGUUUAAGUACUAACCUUUGUAGUUAUCCUCUGUUAACAUGUGACGAAUUUAGCAGCUCAGUUCAAAUGUGGAAAAAAAAAAAGUCAGAAUAAGAAUAACUGCUCUAUUUUAACAUCUUUAACGUAUCUGUCCUGACAUUUAACAUAAAAAAAUGUAAACUGGACCUAAUACAAAUAUGUAUUAUUACUCAUGUUUCUUCACAUUUGAGUUUGUUGAACUGAACUGUAUUAUUCAAUUUAUAUUCUUGAAAGAUGUUUUCUUGAUAGAGAGUAAUUCAUAGUUCAUAGGCAUUCAUAAGAUUUGCACUUUGAAUUUAUGCAUAUUUUUCCAACUUUAGAAAGCUUUCUAUGUAUCUGUUCAUCAGUGUAACUAAUACUUAAGUAAUAAACAACUAAGGAUUUAUUGCCUGUUUGUUAUUUGUUUACAGUUUUCAGUUGUGUAAGUAUAGUGAAGGGCAAACUGGUUCUUACAUAAACACUGACUGAAAAAUGAGAAUGUAUUCCUGUGUAGUACGUCUGCAAAGAAUGGUGAUUUAUUAAUAGAGUAUGCAAAAUUAUUAGAAAAUGAAGAUUUAUGGGAUAUCAAUGUUGCAUUUAAGAUCUACCUUUUACUGGUCUUUGCAGUUUUGAGGAACAAAAAUAAGUCACCCACACUUCCUUUAUUUACA
Xiphophorus hellerii (green swordtail) is the source of this 7665-nucleotide messenger RNA. RefSeq lists its product as uncharacterized. Gene Ontology annotation, cellular component: membrane. Bases 2884 to 3813 code for a protein of 309 amino acids. The transcript has 17 exons. NCBI's taxonomy places the organism in Eukaryota, Metazoa, Chordata, Actinopteri, Cyprinodontiformes, Poeciliidae. The record is from RefSeq and is a predicted model, not a curated record.